AUGGCUAGCAUUCGCAGACGGCGCUUGCGGUGCUGCGCCUGCCUGGUAGUUGCAACGAUACAAGGACACACGCUGGCUUCCGGGACUUCUGGCUUCGUGACGGCAUCUUUCAGUUCUUUGCGCCGAGGGACACUUGCUGGCAGCCCACGGUGGCGGUGCGCGCGGACAGCUGACAUCGCCGGCCUGAGCACUGUCUCCACAGGCGACUUGGCAUUGGGCCUCGGACUGCUCAGCUUCAUCGUCGCCUACCUUCCACAGGUGCUCCGUGUGGGCCAAGGAAGUGCCUGGCAGGUCGGUGGCUUUCGCUACUUUGCAAAUCGUGGUCGGAAAGCCUUCUCCGACGCAACGCACGAGCUGGCUGCGAAGUAUCCGGGAUAUUCUGAGAACUCCGUCUUCACAUACUUCGACACGUUCGGUGGCAAGGUUCUCCCUGACAUGGGCAGCUAUUCCCGCCUGGUGCGGCUAAUUGAUCGAGGUGCAACCGAUGUCUAUGAUCACAAGCGCGGGCUGGAGCUCCGCCUGCGCGAGUUCGACUGCCCCAACGUCUUUGCCGCCACAUACUUCUCCGCUUCGGAGGCCUUGGAGGCGACCAGCUCAGAACCUGAUGCGAUCUUUUUUGCCAAGCUGCCGGAGCAGAGCGGUGGCCGUGGAAUCCGCGUGCUGAGCCGCGAGGACUUGUGUCAAAAUGAACUGCCAUCAGAGUACAUCGUUCAGCGUGCAGUGCAGGAUCUCGAACUCAUUGACGACCGGAAGUUUGUAAUCCGAUAUUAUUUCGUGGUGCACCAGAAGCGCAUCUAUCUCCACGAACGAGGCGUCUUGAUCGUGCACGGUGCGAGGUACGACCGUCUCAGCGUGGAUUUUGACGUGCAGGUUCGGCAUGACUGGUUCGAGGAGAGCUCCGAGACGUACCUCCUGCUGCUGCAGUCAGCAGAGCAGGCGUGGCCUUUGCUACAGCUCGAUUUUCCUACCGUGUCGGGGCAGCUGCUGGAAAGCUACAUGACGUAA
This is a messenger RNA of Symbiodinium natans, 1005 nucleotides long. The record is from the annotation of a GenBank genome assembly. Lineage: Eukaryota; Dinophyceae; Suessiales; Symbiodiniaceae.